This is a messenger RNA of Carica papaya (papaya), 996 nucleotides long. Its product is annotated as heme oxygenase-like, multi-helical. Gene Ontology annotation, cellular component: cytosol. The record is from RefSeq and is a predicted model, not a curated record. Lineage: Eukaryota; Viridiplantae; Streptophyta; Magnoliopsida; Brassicales; Caricaceae.
AACUGGAGUGCGAGCAGAAAAAUGGAGAGCAAAACGCGGGAAGAAAUGGAGAAGAUCGGGAUAAUCGAUUCGUGGCUGAGGAAGCACCAACUGAUCUACAUAGGAGCUACGAGGCAUCCUUUCAUCCUCAGCAUCAGAGAUGGCUCCGUCGAUCUCUACUGCUUCAAAACAUGGCUGUUUAUUUUGGUUGAGAAAAUUUCAGGGACAAGAUUACAUAUUCGUGAGAGAAUUCGUGGCAUUUGCGGCGAGUGUGUUGAUGAAGGCCUGUAAGGAGUCGGAUGAGUCGAGUGAUAUGGAAGUGAUAUUAGGAGCCAUGGCUGCUCUUAACGAUGAAAUUCGGUGGUUCAAAAAUGAAGCCUCCAAAUGGGAAAUCGAACUCUCGGGAAUUGCUCCCCGAAAGGCAACCCAAGAUUAUUGCAGGUUUCUGGAGAGUUUGAUGGGCAAGGAAGUUGAAUAUGCUGUUGUCAUUACAGCUUUCUGGGCAAUUGAAUCUGUGUACCAAGAGAGCUUUGCCCACUGCUUAGAAGAUGGUAACGAAACCCCACCGCCAUUACUGGAUACCUGCCAAAGAUGGGGCAACCGCGAUUUUGGACAGUACUGUUUUUCCCUCAAAAAAAUUGCUGAUCGGUGGCUGAAGAAGGCUUCUGGUGAUAUUCUCAAAAAGACUGAAGUGGUGCUCCUCUCUGUUCUUGAACAUGAAGUAGCCUUCUGGAAUAUGAGCCGCGUGCAUGUGGCAGAAGCCGAGCACUAAUUCUCCUCUCGGGCUACUUGUCAGCUGAGUACUUCAAGCUAGAGUAAGUGAAUUUUCUUGAUUUAUGCUUUUAUAAUGUUGGUGUCAGUAGAUUAUAGCAAAUGCAUAUGUAGGUUUUAUGUUGUAAUUGUAAUUAGGUAUUAGUGGAAAAGUGUUUUAUGCUUUGCGCCAUGUAUAUCAUCAGUGAAAGCUUGGACAGAACCUACAUAGAUAUAUACACACACCACGUAAUCAAUAGUUAGUGC